AUGAGCAAGUCUUUUGUCGCCCUUAAGAUAUCCGCAUGUGACGAAGCGCACGCACAAUGCGGAAGAGCGGCGGUCUGCGCCGAAUGGGAGCACGGGAUGAGACGCGGCUCGCGAUGGACGCCGCGACGCCACGUCACCGCUGCAUUCGUCUCCGAUCCCCGAACCAGGCCUAAUUGCACCCGACCGCGCGUUCUAAUCGCUUCGGAAUCUCAGCACUCUCCA
Messenger RNA from Iphiclides podalirius (scarce swallowtail), 222 nucleotides. The record is from the annotation of a GenBank genome assembly. NCBI's taxonomy places the organism in Eukaryota, Metazoa, Arthropoda, Insecta, Lepidoptera, Papilionidae.